AUAAAUUAUAAUAUAAAAUGACAUAUCAAUUUAAUCUUUCAAAUUUUUAUAAUUAUAAAUGAUAAAUAUAAUGUAAAUAUAAAUAUAUUAUCCAUAAUACACAUUAUAUAAAUAUAUUAAAUAUGAAAAAUAUAAAAAUUGUAUAUUAAAUAAUAUAUUUUAUAAAUUAUAAUUUAUAAAAAUUAAGAUAUGAAAAUAAAAGAAUAUACUAGGGAUUUUUAUUAAAAUCGUUAUAUAAUCUGAUAGUUCCACUGAAUAGUUACAUUAAAAAAAAUAUUUUAUAAAUAUUUUUAACUGAAAAGAAAUAUUUAAUAUGAGAUUUUUUAAAAAUUAUAAUUCAUUUUAUAUAUACUAUUAUAUAUACUAUUUUAUAAUUUCAAAAACUUCAGCUUUAAAAUUUAUAUAAUUUUUUAUUUAUACAAUAUUUAUAUAAAUUCAAUUGCAUAAGAUUAAAAUUGAAAAAUAAAUACAAUGAUAAAAUUAGUUAAUUAAUUAUUUAAUUAUUGAUAAAUGUUAACUAUUUUUAAUAGUUAAAAAAACUAAAACAAAUGAUACACUUAACCUAAUUUUUAACAAUAUAGUACAUCAUUUUUAGUACAUUUAAAUAUUACAAGCAUUAAUAAUGUUACGACUAUUAAGAACACGAUUAUUUAGAAUAAAUAAAUCAUUUUUAAUCAAAAAUGAAAAUAAAGAAAUUCAAUAUGUUCAAAAUAAUUGUUUAUGGCAUCAAAAUAUCAAUUUUGAUUUAAAUAAUGUGAAUAACUUAGAAGAAAAAACCGAUAAAAAGAAAAAGAUUCCAAAAAUUCCUAAAAUUACACUUAUCCAUCCAAACAACUCUAUAACUGUUACUGUAUUAGAAGAUGCAGAAAAAUUAGCUGAUCGCCGAAAUCUCCAAUUAGUACAUGUAAGUGAUCAAUGUAAAAAUAAUAGACAAAUUUAUAAACUUGUAGAAUAUUCAAAAAUUAAAGAAAAAGAAGAAAACGAAGAAGAAGAGGAAAAAGAAAAAGAAAAAAAAUAUGAUAAAAAAAAAAUAAAAUCCACUAAAUUAUUCACCAUAAAAAGUGAUAUAAUGGAUUAUGAUUUAAAUAUAAAAAUCAAUAAUAUUAACAAAGUAUUAAAGAAAAAUCAUAAGGUUAAAAUAUUUUUUAUUCAUCGUGAUGGAAUACGGGAUGGGAUAAUAGAAAGUGUAAAAAGUAAAGUACAAGGAAUAUUUUCAGAACAAAAAAUAAAAAAAGGUAAUACUAUAUUUUUAUAUUCUCCAUUAGAAGAUGAGAAUAAUUCUUCAAAGAAUAAUACUGUUUGAUAUAUCUUAAAAUAGAAAUAUAUAAAAUAUUAACAAAUAUAGUAGAAUCAUAUUAUAAUUUAAUAAAAUAAAUAAUGAAUUAAUAUGUAUACAAGAAUAUAUACAUAUAUAUAAGGAUUUAUCUUGUAAAAUUUAUACAAUAUAAAUUAAUAUCAUAUACAUAAAAAAUUAUUAUAUUCAUAAAAUUAUAUUUAAAACUUAAAUGUAUAUUUUCAAUUAUAAUUUAAAAUAUUAAAUAACAAAAUGGACAAUUUUAAA
Molecule: messenger RNA, 1561 nt
Organism: Apis cerana (Asiatic honeybee)
Lineage: Eukaryota; Metazoa; Arthropoda; Insecta; Hymenoptera; Apidae
Biological process (GO): mitochondrial translational initiation; ribosome disassembly
Cellular component (GO): mitochondrion
Molecular function (GO): ribosome binding; translation initiation factor activity
Source: RefSeq, a predicted model, not a curated record